CAAGCCGCUGAGGGGACAGAAGCAGCGGCUCUCCUGGAUUUGUUCACCAGGGAAAUCAGACACAAUGACUUGGCUCUUUCCCAGAACCACAGGGGCUCUGGCCAUUUUAAUGGUGGUGGUAUUGGUUCAUGGAGAAUUGCAGAUAGAGACAAAAGGACAACACAAAGAAGAUGGGACAGCAGUGCAACAAGCCAAAAGAAGGUAUAAACGUGAAUGGGUGAAAUUUGCAAAACCCUGCAGAGAAAGAGAAGACAACUCAAAAAGAAACCCAAUUGCCAAGAUUACAUCAGAUUUCCAAGCAACCCAGAAAAUUACCUACCGAAUUUCUGGGGUUGGAAUUGAUCGGCCCCCUUUUGGAAUAUUUGUUGUUGACCCAAACACUGGAGAUAUUAACAUAACCGCCAUAGUUGAUCGUGAGGAAACCCCAAGCUUCCUGAUCACAUGUCGGGCUCUAAAUAGCCUAGGACAAGAUGUAGAAAAACCGCUUAUACUAACUGUCAAAAUUUUAGAUGUUAAUGAUAAUGCUCCAGUAUUUUCACAAAGCGUAUUCAUGGGUGAAAUUGAAGAAAAUAGUGCUUCAAACUCACUGGUGAUGAAACUAAAUGCCACAGAUGCAGAUGAACCAAACCAUUUGAAUUCUAAAAUUGCCUUCAAAAUUGUCUCUCAGGAACCUGCAGGCACACCCAUGUUCCUCAUAAGCAGAAACACUGGGGAAGUCCAUACUUUGACCAAUGCUCUUGACCGAGAGCAAGUUAGCAGCUAUCGUCUGGUUGUGAGCGGUGCAGACAAAGACGGAGAAGGACUAUCAACUCAAUGUGAAUGUAGCAUUAGAGUGAAAGACGUCAAUGAUAACUUCCCAAUGCUUAAGGACUCUCAGUAUUCAGCACGAAUUGAGGAAAAUACUUUAAGUUCUGAGUUACUUCGAUUUCAAGUAAUAGACUGGGACGAAGAAUACACAGAUAAUUGGCUUGCUGUGUAUUUCUUCACCUCUGGCAAUGAAGGGAAUUGGUUUGAAAUACAAACCGAUCCCAGAACUAAUGAAGGCAUUCUGAAGGUGGUUAAGGCUCUAGAUUAUGAACAACUACAAAGUGUGCAAUUUAGUAUUGCUGUCAAAAACAAAGCUGAAUUUCACCGAUCAGUAAUCUCUCAAUAUCAAGUUCAGCCAAGCAAAGUCACAAUUGAGGUAACAAAUGUAAAAGAAGGAUUUACAUUCCGUCCCACUUCCAAGACAUUUACUGUGCAAAAAGGCAUAAGUAGUAAAAAAUUGGUUGAUUACAUCGUGGGAACAUAUCAAGCCAUUGAUGAAGACACUGGCAAAGCUGCCUCUUAUGUCAAAUACGUCAUGGGACGCAAUGAUGGUGGUUUGCUAACUAUUGAUUCAAAAACUGCCCAAAUCAAAUUUGCCAAAAACUUAGAUCGGGAUUCUACUUUCAUAGUUAACAAAACAAUCACAGCUGAGGUUCUGGCCAUAGAUGAAAACACAGGUAAAACUUCUACAGGCACCAUAUAUGUUCAAGUACCUGAUUUUGAUGAAAAUUGUCCAACAGUUUUCCUCGAAAAGGAAGUAAUUUGUAGCUCCUCACCUUCCGUGGUUGUCUCAGCUAGAGUGCUGAAUAAUAAGUAUGUUACCCCCUACACAUUUUCACUGGAUGAGCCAUCUCUAAAGUUGCCAGUUGAGUGGAGGAUCACAACACUCAAUGCUACCUCAGCACUCCUGAGAGCCCAGAAAGAGUUAUCUCCUGGAGAGCACAGUAUCUCCCUCAUAGUUACGGACAGUCAGAACAGGCGGUGCGAGACACCAGAGAGCUUGACUCUGAAGGUCUGCCAGUGUGACGACAGGAGCACCUGUAGAACUUCUCCCACGGACAAAGAACCUGGGAGCACGUAUGGAGAGCUGGCCUCAGGAAGGCUGGGUCCUGCUGCCAUUGGCCUGCUCCUCCUGGGUCUCCUGCUGUUGCUGUUGGCUCCCCUCCUGCUGCUGACCUGUGACUGUGGGACAGGUCCUAUUGGGGGAGCGACAGGUGGUUUUAUUCCAGUUCCUGAUGGUUCAGAAGGAACAAUUCAUCAGUGGGGAAUCGAAGGAGCCCAUCCUGAAGACAAGGAAAUUACAAAUAUUUGUGUGCCAUCUGUAACAGCCAAUGGAGCCAAUUUCAUGGAAAAUUCUGAAGUUUGUACAAACAUGUAUGCCGGAGGGACAGUGGUGGAAGGAGCUUCAGGAAUGGAACUGACCACAAAGCUUGGAGCAGCUGCUGGAUCCAGAGCUGCUGCAGGAUUUGCAGCAGGGGCAGCCACUGGACUUGGCCCCUGCCCUGUGGGGCAAUCUGGAACUAUGAGAACAAGGCAUUCCACUGGAGGAACCAGCAAGGACUAUGCUGAAGGGGCAGUAAGCAUGAAUUUCCUGGAGUCCUACUUUUCUCAGAAAGCCUUUGCCUGUGCAGAGGAAGACGAUGGCCAGGAAGCCAAUGACUGCUUGUUGAUCUAUGACAGUGAAGGUGUAGAUGCCUCUGGGUCCCCUGUGGGCUCCCUGGGUUGUUGCAGUUUUAUUGUUGAUGACUUGGAUGACAGCCUCUUGGACUCGCUUGGCCCCAAAUUUAAAAAGCUUGCAGAGAUAACCCUCGGUGUUGAUGAUGAAGCCAGGCAAGCUCAGCCAGCCCCUAAAAUCGGCGGUUCUGGGAUUGACUCCUGUGGCCGCUCCAUAGAAGGUCAGCAGUCAGGAUCUGGUAGGUGCCAGAUUUUGCCAGGCAGUCAAGGGUCUGUCCAGCCAGCCAUUUCCAUUAAAAAGCUUUCAGCGAUGACCCUCGGUGUUGAUGACAAAGCCAAGCAAGCUCAGCCACUCCCUAAAGUCAGUGGUUCUGGGAUUGACUCCUAUGGCCACUCCAUAGAAGUGCAGCAGUCAGGAUCUGGUAGGUGCCAGAUUUUGCCAGGCAGUCAAGGGUCUGUCCAGCCAGCCAUUUCCAUCCCUGACCCUCUGCUGUAUGGUAACUAUUUGGUAAAGGAGACUUACUCAGCUUCUGGUUCUUUCGUGCAACCCUCCACUGCAGUUGCUGAUCCAAUUCUCACACAAAAUGUAAUAAUGACUGAAAGGGUGAUGUGCCCCACUUCCAGUGUUCCUGGCAACCUAACUUGUCCGACAGAGCUACUAGGGUCACACAAUAUGCUCUGUACAGAAGAUCCUCAUUCCCAUCUGAUAUGACCAGAAUGAACUGGAAUUACAUACUGGUCAAAUCUGGAUAUUUGGACCAAAUUAUUCAAAACAGCAUAACAAAGCUCACGGUAUUGUGCUAAUUGGGCACUUAUUAGCUACUCUCAGAAACCAAUCGUGAUUUUAAUUUAAAUUUUCUGGUUCAUACCCCAAAACUGGAUAUGCGUCACUCCUGAAUUCUCAAAUACUAUUCAAAUUAUAGUAAACUUUCAUGUUUUUCAAAAAAUAUUAAAAUCAUAUUUGGUGGGAAAAUUUUCUAAACAUUUUUAAACUUCUACUUUUCCAGUGCCCAAGGAAGAAGUUGAUCACUUUAAAAUGCAGUGUGGGUUAGUGGACUGAUCACUUGGAGAUAAGAGUCCCAGUUCUUGUCUCUGUCACCUUUUUUAUGUCAUUAAUGAUGGUGUAAGAAUCACAAGGUAUUUUCUAUUUUGAGUUGCUUGGAAAAAGGGGAGUCGUUGCCAUUGAUUUUUUUAUUCUUUUGGUGCUGGGAGACCAUAAGUGCAUCUUUUGCUCAAGCUAAGGGCUAUGGGCUUUUGCAUUUAGUAGAAAUUUAGUAUGGUGUAAAUAAUAUUUUGUGUGUUUCCAUCACCUUAAAAGGAUCUAUCCAAAGAAAACAUUUUACAUUGAACUCCUUUCUACACAUGUCUCAGUAACCAAUCCUGUGUUAGUCUUUGAAAAUGGUUCCUUAUUUUUUAAAUGUUAGGAGGUAGAUGUAACUUAUAUAUGAUACACAAUGAUGUUUAUUAUGUUAAUGAUGUUUACAGACUUUGUGGGAAUACAGAACAUGGCUUUUCUCAGAAGCAAAAGGGACCACUGACUAGAAUAACACAUGGUGAAAUUUGUGAAAAUAUAUUUUAAGCAGCAUUUUGGGAAAAUAGUUGGUGAGAUAAUUUUCAAGUUGAAAAGGGAUAUGCAAGUAGGAUUAUGAGUGAAUUCUAUUUUUUUAAGCCUUACUUCUAAAUUAAACAGCCACAGCAACUUAAUGCUUGAGCGUAACAAUGUUAGGCUAGUGAAAAUUUAGAAUAUAUUAUUUCAUGCAUGCUACCAUUAUGGUAAUACAGUUCUUCAAGUCAUUUCUGAUCAUUCAGGAUAUUUACCCUUUAGCCCAUACAGAACAUCCUACCUCACCUACUUACCGAUAUUACUGUCUUGGCUGAGUCUUUAUAAGCUCAUCAUCUAUCUCCAUUAUUUCUAAUUAUAUAUAAAAAAACAGAGUUUUACAUUGUCUUUUCUAGUUUUUUGUUUUUGGGGGGUUUUUUUGUUUUGUUUUGUUUUUGGGGUUUUUUUUUGCCAUAUCCAAAUCCUCCUUUUGUUUUUCCAGAUGGAUUGCAAAGUAAUCAAGUGUUUGUGUUUUAACCUAGAAGGGUGCAGUCCUGAGGAUACCUGGGGGGAAAGAGACCCUGUAAGUGUCCCUAUCCCUAGUGCUCUUCUUCAUUCCCUGCUCCCAUGACAACUAAGAAGGCAUGUGUUAGAAUAGCCCGAGAAGCUUCCACAGACAUCAAGGCUUUCAAUGUGCCCAUCUUGAGGUGAGAGGAGCUAAACCCUGAGGAGCAGCCUCCUUAGUCCUGCGGAAGUUGCACGGCGAUUACUGAGAUUCUCAACACGAGCUUGCUCUGAGGUCUAGAUCCCACACAGUUGACUUGUGCCUCUGUGUAAGAAACUCAUGAGGAUUUCAUUAAUAAUCAUAAUAACGUUUAUUGGAAGUUCAAAGGUGUAUUCAGGAUCCUCAAAGCAUUUCAACUUUGCCUCUUAAAACCCAUCUUAUCACGAAAUGGAAAUUUUGCUGCCUUAUUAAACUGCAGAGGAAUACACACUAUUAACAGUAAAGGUUGUAUAAGGAAAAAUUGAAAUUAAAUGUUUUUAAAUUUUUUUUAAAAAAUCAAUCUUUAAGAUGACCUAAAAAUU
This is a messenger RNA of Cynocephalus volans (Philippine flying lemur), 5107 nucleotides long. RefSeq names its product desmoglein 3 (gene DSG3). Gene Ontology annotation, molecular function: calcium ion binding. Lineage: Eukaryota; Metazoa; Chordata; Mammalia; Dermoptera; Cynocephalidae. Gene Ontology annotation, cellular component: plasma membrane; desmosome. The transcript is spliced from 16 exons. The record is from RefSeq and is a predicted model, not a curated record. Bases 65 to 3193 code for a protein of 1042 amino acids. Gene Ontology annotation, biological process: homophilic cell-cell adhesion.